ACAGUUAUGGGCUCACCGCCUCUGUGUUUACUGGAUGUGUGAGUCAAGUAGGACAUUUCAGUGAGUGCUUUAAAGUUCAGAUAUUUUAAAUUCAGCAUAAUAUUUACCAACACAUAAACAUGCUGCUGAAAAACUUACCUACUAUCUGUUAUAACUUGCAAGUAUUUAUUUUCCAUUAUGUUUUAGCCUAAUUCAUAUGUGAAGGGGACAAUCUAGGACAGUGUAGUCAAUAUUGUUUCGAAACUUCAACCUCAUGAACAAUUAUUGUCACCUUGAGGGUACGGUGUCAGCAAGACUGGAGCAGCUCCGUAGAGACAGAUGAAUGACAGACGUGCGAGGUUAAACUGAUUGUGCUCAGGGCAAUUUUCAUGAGAUUGUGUGCAUUAUCUGGGUCAGAACUGAUUAUAAAAAAAGUUAGAUGAAGCCCAUAUGAACUCACAACAUGCCUCCCAUUGUACUGUACAUGAACAUGUAACGUUUUGACAGUGGUGGAAGAAGUAUUCAGAUCCUUUACUUAAGUAAAAGUAGCAAUACCACCCACCAUACUCAACUAUAAAUAAAAGUCCUGCAUUCAAAACCUUACUUAAGUAAAAGUAUGUAAGUAUUAUCAGCAAAAUGUACUUAAAGUAUCAAAAGUACUCAUUCUGCAGUAAAACAUUCCCUGUCAGUGUUUUACUAUGAUGUAUUUGAUAUUACUUCUGCAUUAAUGUAUAUGUUGCAUUUUACUGCUGUAGAUGUUUAAGGUUGAGGAUGCAUUUUCAAAGUAAUCCAAGGGGUUUUUUAAAUUUCGCUUAAGAAGUAGGAGAAUUUUCUCAAUCCAUAAAGGAACACUUCACCAUUCACUUUUUCAGAAAAAAAUUUAAUUCAAAAUCAACAAAUUUGGAGAUAUGUGGUUUCCUCUGGAUAGGAAGAGAUGAAAAAUUGUAAUCUGAAAAGUAACUAGUAACUACAGCUGUCAGACAGUGUAGUGGAGCAAAAAGUACAAUAUUUACCUCUGAGAUGUAGUACAAAGCUGCAUAAAAUGAAAAUACUCAAGUAAACUACAAGUACCUCAAAUCUGUACUUAAGUACAGUACUUGAGUAAAUGUACUUAGUUACAAUCCACCACUGAGUGUUGCUACUUUUACUUAACUAUAGGAUCUGAAUACUUCCUGCCCCACUGGCCCAUGUGAUGAAGAUAAGUAAGUGGACAUAUGUAAAUUGACUAAUAGGUUAAUGAAUGAACACAUUAGCAUGUACAGUCCUAAUUACAGGGACAGUGGGCAGAGCCUCGUUUUGAGAACAAUGACCGUGACUGUGUAAGUGAGGACAGAGGUCAUGCAGACAGACAUGCAUACGCCCGCAGUAUCUGUCCGGUCAUCUGAUGGCUCUGACUGAGGUUUCGGGUGACGGCUCCUUUAAGAAAACGGAACUGAGCCUCGGCUUUUGACGCGCUGAGGAUGUGGGCAGGAAACGCCAUGCAAGAGGAGAGAAACGAUCACGCUUCCCAGCACCGUUGCACAAUACAGUUCGAUCAAAAUGUGCUUUAAUUCACCACGCUAAUGUCCAGGAGCGGCCAUUCUCCUCGGAUCUCUACCCCGCGGCCGUCACAGAGCAGGCAAGGAGGAUUUGCCGGCGUGGGAUUUGACUCCUAUCCGAGCGAGAGGUCAGCCUUCCCAGCCUGCUCGGUUUGAAAACAUCGGGGCUGGUCAGCGGGUGGGAAAGAGAGAGAGAGAGAGAGAGAGAGAACAGGCUUCGUCGCGGAAAAAAGGAGGUGUCUGCCCUUUUUUUUCUCAAGCCAUGAGGGAGUACAAAGUGGUUGUUUUGGGCUCGGGCGGAGUCGGCAAAUCCGCGCUGACGGUCCAGUUCGUGACAGGCUCCUUCAUCGAGAAGUACGACCCCACGAUAGAGGAUUUCUACAGGAAGGAGAUCGAGGUGGACUCGUCCCCGUCGGUGCUGGAGAUCCUGGACACGGCGGGCACCGAGCAGUUCGCCUCCAUGCGAGACCUGUACAUCAAGAACGGGCAGGGCUUUAUUUUGGUUUACAGCCUGGUGAACCAGCAGAGCUUCCAGGACAUCAAGCCGAUGAGAGACCAGAUCAUCCGGGUGAAGAGGUACGAGAGGGUGCCCAUGAUCCUGGUGGGAAACAAGGUGGACCUGGAGGGGGAACGAGAGGUGUCUUCCGGGGAAGGCAAGGCGCUGGCCCAGGACUGGAACUGCCCGUUUAUGGAAACUUCAGCCAAAAAUAAAGGAUCGGUCGACGAACUGUUUGCAGAAAUAGUCAGACAGAUGAACUAUUCAACUGUCCCCAGUGGUGGCGACCAGUGUUGUUCAUGUGUCCUGCUCUAAACCCCCCCAACAACAUACAGAAACAGUGCAUCCGGGCUGAAUUUGAGCUUAUAACUUGUCCUGCAGGCUUUUUGCAAAACUAUUCUCUCUCCUCACACUGUUGUCUUAUUGUUGCACACAAACACAAAUCGACGACGCCAAUAACAAUCGAUUAUGUAUAAUAGUCUGGAAAAGUGUUUACAUGACAAAGUACUUGAAUGUUUUGGGAUUUUUUUAUAGCUUUGUAUAUGACACUUCUCUGGAAAUGUGCCUCAAUGGGAAUGUCUUAUUGUGAAACCUAAGAGACACCUGUUUUCUGGUUGUUGUUGUUGUUGUUGUUGUUGUUGUUGUUGUUGUUUGGGAAUUUUUUGUGGUUUUAUUUGUUGAGUUGUUCUGUUGCAUCUUCUGGGCUGGGUCCAUCUGUCUUGGAGAGUGGUGGUGUUGGGGUGGGGGUGGGGGGUUAUGCCAAAAUCCCAGGCAGAGCUGGGUCACUUUUUAGGCUCAUUUUGGCUGUAAUAAAAGAGCAGGAGACCUGAAAAUGCUUAAAAUCGCUCUUAAACGUAUCAAUCACCACUCAAGCCUUGCACAGGUUACUCAAAUCCGAUCUCCACAAUUUAUUCCCCCGAAAGGUGUGAUCCGAGAGGCGCAGACCCACCCACUAAGAUACUGUAUUUGAAGCUGUGGACUGUGGUGGAGUUGUGUUACGCCUAUGUAUUUUAAUUUUUCCCCCUCUCCAGUCUGGUGAAAGGGGAUUCAUCAUGGAACUUGCACUUAGCUGACGGUGUCCCUCCUCAGUGCUCACAAACAAGGACCUUAGUGCGUUGCUGUCGCUGCAUGGGGGACGCCAUGACCCCAUGUCAAGUGCCUUCCUAAGAAAACUCCUGUGACUGUGCCAACUGAUGAGCCCUACUUCCUCUGCAGUGCGUCUUGAUGGCAAUCAGAACUUUUUAGUAGUUUUCAGUUUACAUUCUAGUUUCAUUUGGUGUCAAAGUGAGAAGAGCCUCUUCCUAUUUUACUGGCAGGAAGCUAAGCUUGUAACAGACCUGCUGUUUCAGGGUCAGAUUCAGGCCAUUUCUCGAGGUACUAGUCCCAUCAAGAACAACAGAGGAACUUUAACCUACUAGGAUUUUGUUUCAGUGAAUGGCAAGCCAUGUCUGUAUUAUCUAGAAUUUUUUCUUUUCUAAAAAUGUGACAUUUUUUUGACUUACCGUAACUGUAAUUCUCCCUUUGGACAAAUCUUCUGCCAUCCAUCUGUCAGUUUAAAAGACUUGUAAUACAAAACGCAUUUUACGUAACGCUGUGUGCUGUGCUUGUCUCUGCUGAUAACAUAAAGUGUCUACAUUUUUCUUUA
This is a messenger RNA of Siniperca chuatsi (mandarin fish), 3658 nucleotides long. Its product is annotated as ras-related protein Rap-2b-like. Gene Ontology annotation, molecular function: GTP binding; GDP binding; GTPase activity. Gene Ontology annotation, biological process: Rap protein signal transduction; negative regulation of cell migration. The record is from RefSeq and is a predicted model, not a curated record. Bases 1780 to 2328 code for a protein of 182 amino acids. NCBI's taxonomy places the organism in Eukaryota, Metazoa, Chordata, Actinopteri, Centrarchiformes, Sinipercidae. Gene Ontology annotation, cellular component: plasma membrane. The transcript has a single exon.